ACAAAAACCAAGAGAGGCUGUUAAUUGCUUUGCAUUGCCAGUCCUUAACAAAAAAUGGCUUCAUUUUCCUUUCCCAUUACCACUACUGCCUUUGUUCUCUUUCUUCUAAGUCUCACCUCCAAUAUGUUCAACAACUUAGCAGCCAAACAUGGUCAUAAAACUUCCCUUCACCACCACCAAAACAGCCAUUCCUCCUCCAUUAAGUCCAUAACAAACACCAGGCUGCAAAAAGCCUACAUUGCUCUCCAAGCUUGGAAACGCGUUAUCUACUCUGAUCCAAACAACAUGACCACCAAUUGGAUUGGCCCUUCAGUCUGCAACUACACUGGCAUUUAUUGCACGCCAUUCCCAAAUGACACUAAAAUCCAAGUUGUUGCUGGUAUUGAUCUGAACCAUGCUGAUAUAGCUGGUUUCCUACCUGAAGAACUCGGCCUUCUCAAUGACUUAGCAUUGCUGCACCUAAACAGCAAUCGCUUCUGUGGAAUCCUUCCACUCUAUUUAUCCAAUCUUACUCUCUUACAUGAGCUUGAUCUCAGCAACAACAGAUUCGUAGGACCUUUCCCAAAUCUCGUGCUCUCUCUUCCUUCCUUAAAAUAUCUUGAUCUUCGCUUCAAUGAAUUUGAAGGGCCCUUGCCUUCUCAACUCUUUAGUAAGGAUCUCGAUGCUAUUUUUGUUAACAAUAAUCGUUUAACUUCCAUGAUCCCUUCAAAUCUAGGAUCAAGCACAGCUUCUGUUGUUGUUUUUGCCAAUAAUUAUUUUGGAGGAUGCUUACCACCUAGCAUAGCCAACUUUGCAAACACUUUGGAAGAAUUGCUCCUUAUUAAUACUAGCUUAUCAGGGUGUUUGCCUCCUGAAGUUGGAUUCUUGUACAAGUUAAAAGUUCUAGAUGUGAGCAACAAUAAGUUAGUAGGGCCAAUACCUUAUAGUAUUGCUGGAUUAGCUCAUUUAGAGCUACUAAAUUUAGCACAUAAUAUGAUGAAUGGAAUUGUGCCAGAAGGAAUCUGUGUCUUGCCUAAGCUGUCAAAUUUCACAUUCUCUUAUAAUUAUUUUUGUGAGGAGCAAGGAAUUUGCAGCAACUUGACAUCAAAGGGUAUAGUGUACGAUGAUCGUCGGAACUGUUUGCCAGAAAAGCCUCUUCAGAGAAGCAAGAAGGAAUGUGACCCUGUGGCUGAGCAUCCCAUAGACUCUUUUGCACUUCAUUGUGGCACUUGAUUUUGGUAUUGAGUUGGUUCUGCUGAUAAUGUGACUUAAUACUAGAUUUCGAGUUUUCUUUUAUUUUAUUUUCAAAUUUAGUAGCUAAUGUGAUAAAAAGGAAAAGAAGUGUUAUGGUCUAAUUUAAGGAAUAAUAUCAAUAGUAAAUCUGUAAAUAUGGUGUGUGAUGAAGUUUCCUAUAUGUUGGUAGUUUAACUGUGAUACUACUUAUUUGUAUUGUCCCAAAGAAUGAUGAUUCUCAGACUUGAAAAUCUUUAUCAUAAUCA
This is a messenger RNA of Nicotiana tabacum (common tobacco), 1478 nucleotides long. RefSeq names its product leucine-rich repeat extensin-like protein 4. The record is from RefSeq and is a predicted model, not a curated record. Lineage: Eukaryota; Viridiplantae; Streptophyta; Magnoliopsida; Solanales; Solanaceae. Gene Ontology annotation, molecular function: protein binding.